This is a messenger RNA of Anastrepha ludens (Mexican fruit fly), 1705 nucleotides long. RefSeq lists its product as uncharacterized. The transcript has 2 exons. Gene Ontology annotation, molecular function: RNA-DNA hybrid ribonuclease activity; nucleic acid binding. Lineage: Eukaryota; Metazoa; Arthropoda; Insecta; Diptera; Tephritidae. The coding region runs from base 539 to 1129 and encodes 196 amino acids. The record is from RefSeq and is a predicted model, not a curated record.
UAUGAUCACAAUUAACCCUUCUGCAUCACCGCUCGAAAUGCGCGAUGUACUCAAAAUACUUAACGUCCAUAAUAACUUGCGUCGGCAAGACUUUUACUGUUGGUUCUAAUGAAGAAUAAUGUUACAGGAUUACCAAAAUUAUUUAUUUUCCUCAAACUUUAACAAAAAAAAUUAUCGUGUCUUAUUCCGUUCUUUGUAAUAAGUGAGAGUUUUUGUUCGCGGAUUAUUACGUCAAAUGAUGCAAAAGGGUUGAAAGUCGAAAGUGGAAUGCUCGGGUUUUCUUUAUAAAAUAAUUAAUGAAAACUGGACAGAUUUAGAAAAUGUCAGCUGCAUCGGUUUUAAGUUCAAAAUAGCUGAUGCAGUAUUUUCAAAUAAACUAAAGGAAGCGUAGAUGACAGAAACGCAUAUCAAAGAAAAACGCUAAAAACUAAAUUCAAGUAUAGCACCUCUAAGGUAGAUCAAAUUAGACGUAACUGAUCACUGGACUACGAUUGAUAAUAAAGGAAGAUUCAGGUUUCCAAAACUCGUCAGGACAGACAUGGAUGUAUCGCACCAAAGAUUUAACUUUUGUAACUACCAGCAUUUAUUGUCAAUGAUCACGCCUGCGAAAUCAACAUUCGAAAAGGUCAAUACCCAUAAAAAUAACGGCUGGUCAAUCGUCUUUACUGACGGAUCUAGAACGGAAGGCAAUGUUGCAUUCAGCAUAACAUCCGAAGAUGGCAUAUUUUUAAGUUUAAAAGCCAUGUUCCCUUACUCUUCUAUAUUCUCGGUAGAAGCAGCGGCAAUACACGAAGCUAUGGUGUUAUCUAUCCAGAAAAAGACGAAUACCAUAAUAUGCUCCGACAGCUUGUCAGUCAUCCAAGCGGCUAGUAAUCACACUUGUAACAAAUGGGAAACUGUUAAUCAAAUAAGGCAUUCGCUAAUAAAAAACAGUAAAUCAAUAAAACUACUGUGGGUCCCAGGACACACAGGUAUCGAGGGAAACACUUAUGCCGAUAAUGCAGCGAAAUUCGCUUGCAAUGCCCCAAUUAUAAUCAGCCCGAAAACAGAAAGACUCGAUAUAAAACGACAUAUAAAUACAUGCAUAAUACACAAACAGCGGCAGUCAUUAAAAAACUACAAACAUUAACACUAUUCCAAUAUUGAUAAGAAUGGAAACCCUCCCCUCUACCCAACAAAUAUACACGGAUUUAAAACCCGAAUAUUUUCCCGCCUUCGCCUAGGCCACACAACACAGACACAUGAACAUAUCUUAAAAAAAGAAAAUCACCCUAUCUGUACAAGCUGCAACACAAACCAAACAUUGGACCACAUCCUCAACAAAUGUCCAAAUCACGUUAACGCAAGAAAAGAAAUACUAAACUCAGAACAAAUAAGCGACAUCCUCGCCAUUCCCAGUCACUCAAAUAUCGAAAAAAUAAGCAAAUUCAUUAAAACUAUCGAAAUGACAAUAUAACAAAUAAUCCACACAGCCACAGACGACACAGAGCUGAUGGCCUCUGCAGCCAAUGCUCAAACAUAAUUUUAGUACUGGUAUUCAUACCAGUCACUAAAUAAUAAUAAUAAUAAAUAGAUUCGAUAUUUUUUUUGUUUUUUGCUGAAUUUUAUUUGUUAUACCCUGAAAUUCAAUAAAAAUAUGCUUAUAUGCUAACACUAAUACUUAGUUUUUAUCAUUAAAAUAAGUGAUUUUUUUAUUUUCAUUGCU